CAUGAGUUGGAGCUUCCUGACUCGCCUGCUAGAGGAGAUCCACAACCAUUCAACAUUUGUAGGGAAGAUCUGGCUCACUGUGCUGAUUGUCUUUCGAAUUGUCCUGACUGCUGUGGGAGGAGAGUCUAUCUACUAUGAUGAACAAAGCAAAUUUGUGUGCAACACAGAGCAGCCGGGAUGUGAGAACGUCUGCUAUGAUGCCUUCGCACCACUCUCCCACGUGCGCUUCUGGGUGUUCCAGAUCAUCCUGGUUGCAACUCCCUCUGUGAUGUACCUGGGAUAUGCUAUUCAUAAGAUUGCCAAAAUGGAGCAUGGUGAAGCAGACAAGAAGGCAGCUCGGAGCAAACCCUAUGCCAUGCGUUGGAAGCAGCACCGGGCUCUGGAAGAAACGGAAGAGGACCAUGAAGAGGAUCCUAUGAUGUAUCCAGAAAUGGAGUUAGAGAGUGAGAAAGAAAAUAAAGAGCAGAGCCAACCAAAACCUAAGCAUGAUGGCAGAAGGCGAAUUCGGGAGGAUGGGCUCAUGAAAAUCUAUGUGUUGCAGCUGCUGGCCAGGACUGUGUUUGAGGUGGGCUUUCUGAUAGGACAGUAUUUCCUGUAUGGUUUUCAAGUCCACCCAUUUUAUGUGUGCAGCAGACUUCCUUGUCCUCACAAGAUAGACUGCUUUAUUUCUAGACCCACUGAAAAGACCAUCUUCCUCCUGAUAAUGUAUGGUGUUACAGGCCUCUGCCUACUGCUUAACAUUUGGGAGAUGCUUCAUUUAGGGUUUGGGACCAUUCGAGACUCACUGAACAGUAAAAGGAGGGAGCUUGACGAUCCGGGUGCUUAUAAUUAUCCUUUCACUUGGAAUACACCAUCUGCUCCCCCUGGCUAUAACAUUGCUGUCAAACCAGAUCAAAUCCAGUACACCGAGUUGUCCAACGCUAAGAUUGCCUACAAGCAAAACAAAGCCAAUAUCGCCCAGGAACAGCAGUACGGCAGCCAUGAGGAGCAUCUCCCGGCUGAUCUGGAGACUCUGCAACGGGAGAUCAGGAUGGCUCAGGAACGCUUGGAUCUAGCAAUCCAGGCCUACCAUCACCAAAAUAACCCCCAUGGUCCUCGGGAAAAGAAGGCCAAAGUGGGGUCCAAAUCGGGGUCCAACAAAAGCAGUAUUAGUAGCAAAUCAGGGGAUGGGAAGACCUCCGUCUGGAUUUAAUCUUGGUUGGGCUUAAACCUUGGGUUUUCAUAGUUUAUGGUAAGCAGCGACUCGCUGAAUAAUGACUUCCAUUGAGUAAACAUUUGGCUCUGGUUAUCUUCAGG
Cricetulus griseus (Chinese hamster) is the source of this 1296-nucleotide messenger RNA. RefSeq names its product gap junction protein gamma 1 (gene Gjc1). The record is from RefSeq and is marked provisional. Gene Ontology annotation, cellular component: connexin complex. Lineage: Eukaryota; Metazoa; Chordata; Mammalia; Rodentia; Cricetidae. Gene Ontology annotation, biological process: cell communication.